Messenger RNA from Bombus huntii, 1482 nucleotides. RefSeq lists its product as uncharacterized. The transcript has 2 exons. The record is from RefSeq and is a predicted model, not a curated record. Lineage: Eukaryota; Metazoa; Arthropoda; Insecta; Hymenoptera; Apidae. Bases 1 to 1302 code for a protein of 433 amino acids.
AUGUCUAAGGAUACGAAAUUUUUUACGAGACCAAAAGUAAGAUUUUGUCAACCGGAUACUGGUAAAUCGAUAACAAAAGAAUUAAAAAGCUUGACUGAUCAAAAUGGUAUUAAGGAUAAGCCGAAAAUCCUAAGUGUCGUAAGACUAGAUAAACCUGUUAAAUUAGUGAAAUCGAAUGAAAUAUCUGGCAAUCAGGAAAAUAAAAGUUCAAAGCUUGUUGAUAAUGCAUCAAACUUCACAUUACAUGCUAAUGCAUCUCCUUGUUCAAUUGGAACUUCGUCCUCUUUGGAUAAAAACACUAUCAAGACAGAAAAUCAGAAUCCUUUAAAUGAUGCUAACAACAGUCAGAAUAUUAAAGCAAAUAUUAAAGAAGUUAAUAUUCCCAAAAUUUCUAUUAAACUUCCAAACAAUGACAUAACAGUUUCUACAGAUUCUCCCAUUGCACAAAGUGAAAGUUUAGACAAGACACUUAAAUCAAAAAAUUCUGAUAAAAUUAAUGGUUCAAAGAAAGAGUACACUAAAGGUAGAAGAGAAAAAGAAAAUAAAUCAACAGUUGUUAAAAAAAAUAUUAAAACUGUAACUACAAAAUCCACAGAUUUAGACAUUUUAAAACAUAAGAAUCGACUUUCUUCUGCUGGCACUGGUACAAAAAAGUUAAAUGUCACACAGAAGACAUCUAGUUCAAUUACAAUAAAAAAGAAUCUAAAUUCAAAACUUCGUGAUAUUAUGCCAUGUUAUAAAUACAGUAAAGUUGUAAGAGAUAUAAUUGGUCCUAAAAUACAACCAUACAUAGGUCCAGGAGUAUCACACAGUCAGCCAGAUGAUUUAGCAAUUUUAGAAACAGAUGAAAACAUUCAUACAAAGCCAAUUAUUUCUGGAGAAAAAUUGGCAAAACCAGAAUAUAAUUCUAUUAUGUGUACAAUUAAUAAAUUAAAUAAAAUGAAGAAACAAAAAGUUAUAACUAAUAUUGAACAUUUACCAGCUUCAUAUAAAUAUCUUAUAAAUGGAAAGGUUUCUACUGCUUUAGAUUUCCCUCUUGAUGAAGCAGUUUACAAAGAUUUGGUAGACUUAUCCAUAGAUGAAAAUCAAUUGCCAAGCAGAUUAACUCGUAGUAAAGAUCCAGAGCCAAGACAAAAAGAUGUUGUGCCAAUACUCUCUGACUUUUUUACACCUGUAUCUACUGAGGAAUAUUGUACUCCUGUUUCUAUAAAACCACGAAUUCCAGAAACUGUAGACAGUUGGAAUGCCUUCAGAAUAAGUGAUCAAAUAAGUGAAUGGAAACACAUUUUAAAUCAUGUAUAACUGGACUAGUAUUUUUAUAUUAUGCAUAACUUAUUUGUUAAUUGCUAUUUGGAAACUACUUUGGUAAAUGUAUCUUUUUGUAAAAUGUAAAGUAUUUUUUAUAAAACUCAUCGAAUGAGAUUCUUUAACAGACAUUUUGUAAAAUAUAUAUGUUGAAAUUAAAAAAAAAUAAUAAAUGAA